Molecule: messenger RNA, 1409 nt
Organism: Arachis ipaensis
Lineage: Eukaryota; Viridiplantae; Streptophyta; Magnoliopsida; Fabales; Fabaceae
Source: RefSeq, a predicted model, not a curated record
UUGAGUAAAAAAUUAUUGUGGGGUCAAAUUUAAUAAUCUAAUGGGGCAAAUAAAUAUUAUUAUCAUAUACUACUAAAAAAAGUUCCAAAUUGUAGUGGGGGCGCUUGCCCCCACACCAUUGCACUUAGAACCGUCCCUGCCCAUAGUCGUCCCUAAGAUUCACGCAAUUACCUAUAGUCAUUCCUAAGAUCCUGAUUUCCCUAUUGUAGUCCUCCAGAUAGAGCUUCGAGUACUCAAACUAGUCCCUGGCCAUAUUUCAGGUGAUGACUCAUCACCGCAGCGCUGACGUGGCCUUGGAUUGCCACGCUGGAGGGCUCUCAACGGCUAGCUGAGCUGGCUAAGUUCCAAUUUUUACCCAGAUUGGUCCCUCCUAUUAUAUGUAACCCUAAAUCCCCAAAUUCUCAGACACUUCCCCUCUUCGUCUUGUUCAUCUCUUCUUCUUCUUCUUUCAUUCACUUCUUCCUGUUCAUGCACUUCCAUCUGGGGCUGCUACUCAUGUCGAUGAUGGGUGGAGGUAGCACUACAGGUGGAAGCUCUGUUUGUUCCCCAUCUAGCUGGAACCGGACUAGAACGCAAAUGAAGAGCAAAAGAUCGGCUCCGCCAGAAUGGUGCGGCUGUGGCUGUAGGCCAGUUCUCAGAUGGUCUGGUACAGAUUCGAAUCUGAAUAAACCCUUCUAUGGCUGCCCCAAUUAUAAUACAAGUGGGAAGAGAUUGUGCGGACUUUUUGUGUGGGCAGAUUCUGUGAAUGAGGAACAAGUUGAAAAGUCAGAAUCGUGUGGUGAUGAAGUGAAGAUCAACUUUGAUUGGAGGCUUCGAAGGUUGGAGGAGGAUGUCCAGAUGCAAAAAGUGAUUACCCAGUUGUUAGUGUUAGCUGUGUUUGUAUUGACAGUGUUGUUGGUGAUUCUGUAUUGUAAAUGAUGAAUAAGUUGGUGGUUUUGGGUUCCUUGUUAGCAACAGAUGUAAAAAUCUGCUUCUUGAUGGAAUGAAAAUUAUUGUUAACUAUGAAAUUGUUGUUAAGAUAAACUCCAUUGUUCAUGCAAUAUCUUCUCCUUUCCUUUACCUAGUGGAUUAAUAUUUCUCUUACCCACUGCUGCAUGUGCCAUGUGCCAUGUUUCUCUUAAUCCUACUCCCAGUUUUAGGAUCAUUCCCUGUAGCCUCAGAAUAAGAGGAACUACCCUCAUUUGGGCCUAGCUUAAACAUGCUAUCCUCUUCACUGUCAGAGGAGUCAGAAGAUACAUCAAAGGGAACCUCAUUGUUAAACACUUUACUCCUAAAUCCUCUAGCAGCAGACUGUGUACAGGGUCUCCUGGAAAUACUUGGUCUCUUGGACAGUUUCUGCUUGUUACUCUUAUCUGAUUUAGUGCUUUGACUGGGCUUCGUGGGCUGGCUGAUUUUGGUGGGCUUGGUGA